This is a messenger RNA of Elaeis guineensis (African oil palm), 1459 nucleotides long. Its product is annotated as NAC domain-containing protein 92. Gene Ontology annotation, molecular function: DNA binding. Lineage: Eukaryota; Viridiplantae; Streptophyta; Magnoliopsida; Arecales; Arecaceae. Gene Ontology annotation, biological process: regulation of DNA-templated transcription. The record is from RefSeq and is a predicted model, not a curated record.
GGUUGUGGCUUCGCUGAAGAAUAAUCCAAGAGACAAAGGGCUAAAGGAUAGAGCUGCCAUGUGUUUUUCCUUGACCAGAAACCUCCACUCCCCUUUCCCUUCUUUUCUUCCGUCCUUUUGUUGCGCAGACAAGCCAAUAACAACACUAUUUUCCGAAAUUAGGCUCUGGUUUUGAUGUUGGUUUCUCUUCCAAAUCCUAAUUCUCUAUCUGCACUCAGAGAUAGUCCUCAAGUAGGUCAAGGACUCUGUCCUCAACCAGCUCAAGAGUUUCCUGACGACAGAGGGGGACAAGAUAUGGAAGGAGGGGCUAAGGAGGAGCAGUUGCCUCCCGGAUUUAGGUUUCACCCCACAGAUGAAGAGCUCAUCGCCUACUACCUGACCCAGAAGAUAUCUGAGGCCAAUUUCAGUGCAAGAGCAAUCACUGAGGUCGACCUCAACAAGUGUGAGCCAUGGGAUCUCCCAGCUAAAGCGAAGAUGGGAGAAAAGGAAUGGUAUUUCUUCAGCCUCCGAGACCGCAAGUACCCAACCGGAGUCCGGACGAACCGAGCUACGAAUGCUGGCUACUGGAAGACAACUGGCAAAGACAAGGAGAUCUUUAGCAGCCAGACCUCAGAGCUCCUAGGGAUGAAGAAGACGCUGGUCUUCUACAAAGGGAGAGCUCCUAGAGGGGAGAAGACCAACUGGGUUAUGCAUGAGUACCGCCUGCAAUCCAAAUCUGCCGUCAAAGCCAACAAGCAGCAGGACGAGUGGGUGGUCUGCCGCGUGUUCGCGAAGAGCCCCGGCGGGAAGAAGUAUCCCUCGAGCCAACCCCGCGUCAACCCUUACCACCACCACCAUCACCACCACCACCUGGACAUGAUGACGGUCCCGCCCGACUACGGGGCGCAUGCCCGGAGCUACCUCAUGGCGGGCGCCGACCUCGCGGAGCUCUCCAGGUUCGCGAGGGGCACCGCCCCGGGCUCGGGACCCGGACCCAACCUCCUCCCCAUCCAACCCCCAGCCCCCCGAGCUGCCCCCCCCUUCACGCUCUCGGGCCUCAACCUCAACCUUGGCGGCCCCUCACCCGUCCCAGCUCUAUCCCACCAGUCCCUGCCGCUCUCCUCGCUGCUGACCAAUAACAGCAACUGCGUCAUGGCCACGGACGGGGGGUUUAAUGCGGACGUGGUGGUGAGUUGUACCGGGGCCGGCGGAAGCUAUCACCAGCAAAUGGACCCCUCCGUCGUGUUCGAUCAAGUCUACUGGCCCCCUUACUGAAUAAUUUUAUUAGUGCGAGGAUCGAAGCCUCUUCUGAUACAUAAGUUGUACUUCUUAAUGUAAGCUUCUUUUCUGGUUUGCAUGAUCGUUGGUCGCAGUACUGGAGCCUUUGCUUUAUGUUAUUUUCUUUCUUGCUCUUAUACAUUUAGUUUCUUGCAAGUAUGAUGGCUUAUUGUGUUGAAUGGAAACCUUUCUGUUCGGUUCA